GGACCGCACCGGCGGACGCAUCCUCACCUACAACUUCCCGAAUGGUGGUAAAUAUGACUACUACGAUGUUGGCGCCAUGAGGUUUCCCCUGCCAAAGAAGGAUGCUCAAGGCAAUUACAAGAUUGGCAUCAUGAGGCGCUUGGGCGAGUUAAUCAACUAUCCGAAGCUCAACGAGGGUUCUUCCGAGGCACCUCUGAGCUCCAAACUUAUCGAUUAUCACAUUACGUCAAAGAGACGAGGGUGUUUCCUCUACUUCAACAAUCAGCGUUAUCAAGUCUCUCAGACAUCGCGCCCUCCUGACUUCCAUGCCCGAGAAAUGGGUGUUGAUUCUCAGUACAUCGCCGUGGGAGUUGAUAAUAUUUUCGAGGAUGUCAUUCAGCCAUUUGCUUAUAAGCUCAUUAAAGACUUGGAGCAGAAUGUCCAUUCGGGCUGGGACAACAUGAAGAAGCACGAUGCAUACUCAGUUCGCUCAUUCAUGUCAUUCAAGUACAUCCCCAGCGCCAGCCUCCAAAUUCCACACACGCAUCUUUCCGCCGACGUUAUCAAUUGGUGCGAGACAUUCUACGACAGCACAGGCUCGUUUGACCGUGCUUUAACUGAAUCGGUUCUUGAUGCGCUGGCAUUUGUCAGUUUCGAGUCGCAGACCUUGGGAGAUGUAGAAUGGAAGUGUUUCGAAGGCGGUUCUCAAGUGCUUACCGACUACAUCACGGCAUACAUUACUAGUACUACUAUCGGCACCAAGCCUCUCAUCCAGUUCAAUAAGAAGGUCACGUGCAUCUCUCAGAGUGGAGACACGGCGAUGAAUGUUUAUGUGAGGGGCGAAUCUAGCCCGCGCACAUAUUCACAUGUUAUAUCGACUAUUCCUCUACCGAGCCUACGGACGAUUGAACUCGGAGGUGCUGGUCUAAAUGUGAUGCAGAAAAAUGCAUUGCGUAAACUGCAGUACGCUCCUUCAGUCAAGGUUGCGAUGCGCUUUCAAUCAGCGUGGUGGACCGAACUUUUCGAUAUAAUAGGAGGCCAAUCAUCCACUGACCUUCCAAUUCGAACUAUCAUCUACCCGUCUUGUGGGGCUGAGUCUAGCACGCCGUCCACAGUACUGAUUGCGAGCUACUGUUUGACAAAUGAUGCAGAACGCUUGGGAGCGCUCAUCAACACCGGUAAGAUAGAGUAUGAGGAGCAAUUGAAGGAACUCGUGCUGCGCAAUCUCGCGGAAGUACACAAUGUGGAUUAUAAUUUCUUGUUGGAUCAGUACGUAGACAUGCAUGCAUGGGACUGGAGCGACAACCCGCUCGUCAUGGGUGCAUUUGGGUUCUUUGGGCCCGGAGAUUUUCAGGCUUUAUACACAUCUCUCACUGUACCAAAUGCCAACAAGAGGCUCCAUUUUGCUGGAGAGGCCAUCAGCACCCGUCAUGCGUGAGUGAAAAGCGGUUGGGUUGUUUUGAUGAUUACAACUUAGAGGCAAUGCAACCUGCAGGUGGGUCGUUGGUGCAUUGGACA
Messenger RNA from Suillus subalutaceus, 1497 nucleotides. RefSeq lists its product as uncharacterized. Gene Ontology annotation, molecular function: L-amino-acid oxidase activity; polyamine oxidase activity. The record is from RefSeq and is a predicted model, not a curated record. The coding region runs from base 77 to 1417 and encodes 446 amino acids. Gene Ontology annotation, biological process: amino acid catabolic process. The transcript has 4 exons. NCBI's taxonomy places the organism in Eukaryota, Fungi, Basidiomycota, Agaricomycetes, Boletales, Suillaceae.